Messenger RNA from Camelina sativa (false flax), 331 nucleotides. RefSeq names its product high mobility group B protein 5-like. NCBI's taxonomy places the organism in Eukaryota, Viridiplantae, Streptophyta, Magnoliopsida, Brassicales, Brassicaceae. The record is from RefSeq and is a predicted model, not a curated record.
AAAAAAAAAAUAUAUAUAUAUAUAUAUCUGGAAUCGUCGUCGUCUCUCGCCUCAAUUUCGAAAACAAACCCUAAAUCGUUCACACAAAGACAGAUCUCUCGAGAUGAAAGAUAACCAAACCCAAGUCGAUGCGAGGGGCACUGAUGAUAGAUUGAAAGUUAGAGGAGGAAAGAAACUAAAGGAUCCAAACAAGCCUAAGAAACCUCCAAGUGCUUUCUUCGUCUUCCUGGACGAAUUUAGACGGGAGUUUAAUUUAGCUAAUCCUGAUAACAAAUCCGUGGCUAAUGUUGGUAAAGCUGCUGGAAAGAAAUGGAAAUCUAUGACUGAANAG